Messenger RNA from Penicillium samsonianum, 1641 nucleotides. RefSeq lists its product as uncharacterized. The transcript has 3 exons. Gene Ontology annotation, molecular function: NEDD8 activating enzyme activity. NCBI's taxonomy places the organism in Eukaryota, Fungi, Ascomycota, Eurotiomycetes, Eurotiales, Aspergillaceae. The record is from RefSeq and is a predicted model, not a curated record. Gene Ontology annotation, biological process: protein neddylation. Gene Ontology annotation, cellular component: cytoplasm. Bases 1 to 1641 code for a protein of 546 amino acids.
AUGACGGAAGCCUUCCCCGCCGCUCUGACAGGGCCAACCUCCAAGGAGCGCAAGUAUGAUCGCCAGCUCCGCCUGUGGGCAGCAACUGGCCAGCAAGCACUUGAAGACUCUCAUGUUCUGCUGGUGAACUCCGAUGGCCCUCUCGGCCAAUACAACACCGGUGUCACCGGCGUUGCUGGCGUCGAAACACUCAAGAACCUUGUACUGCCUGGAAUUGGUGGUUUCACCAUCGUCGACCCAGCAAUAGUCACCGAAUCUGAUCUAGGUGUGAACUUUUUCUUAGAAGAAGAGUCCCUGGGCAAGUCUCGUGCUGAGGAGACCUGUCGACUACUGAAAGAACUGAAUCCAGACGUGGAGGGACAUUACUAUGUCAAGCGCGUUGAGGAGCUUCUCAUAGACCCUGACUUCUUGCCCCAGCACAAGCUGGUGAUUAUCUCCGGUCCAAUGAGACGCUCGACAUUGGUGCCUCUGACUCAGGAAGCAAAUCUACUGGGUAUCCCAGUGUUGUACCUGCACUCAGUCGGGUUCUUCUCCACCUUCUCCGUGCAAUUGCCGGCUGAAUUCCCCAUUGUUGAGACACACCCGGACCCUGAAUCAACCCAGGACCUACGUCUCCUAAAUCCUUGGCCCGAGCUUGUCGCCGCCGCAGCCAACCUGGACAACCUGGACAACCUGGACACCCUAGAUGACCAUCAGCACGGCCAUAUUCCCUACAUCCUUCUCCUCCUUCACUUCCUGGAGCAAUGGAAACAGUCACACCAAGGCAACGCACCGAAUAACUACAAAGAGAAAACUGAAUUCAGAGAGUUCGUGCGGUCCCAGACACGCACUUCCAACCCAGAAGGCGGCGAAGAGAACUUUGACGAGGCAGUCGCUGCAGUACUGAAGACAAUCUCACCCUUCAGCCUACGCAGCUCGAUCCGCGAGAUCUUCGAGAUGAACCACCAUCAAAACCUUCUACGCAUCUCACGGCGUCCUCCCCCCCCAGGCUCCCUACCAGACAUGAAAGCCCAGUCCGCAGACUACGUGUCCCUACAAAAGAUCUACAAGACCAAAGCGCGACAAGACGUGGAAGAAGUGACAGCAACAGUGCGCCAUCUCGAAUCCAAUCUCAGACGCCAAACACCCGCAAUCCCAGACCAAGAAAUCGAGGUAUUCUGCAAGAACGCCGCGCACAUCAAAGUCGUGCUCGGACGCGAAAUCCCACAGAUAAGCAUCGACGGCGACACGUCAACACUGAAAACCAUCCGAAACAAGCUAAAUGAUUCGGACUCCUUGAUUCCGAUAUUCAUCGCGAUGCAGAUCCUCGACUCGGUCGUCGACGAGAUCCAAUCGAGCAGUCGCGAAGAGGAUCGCUCUGUUGACGACGACGCGCUGUGGAAUAGCCACACGGAACGCAUCCUGGCUUUGUUGACUGCGGCGGAUGGAUCGGCUGUUUGUCAGGAGGCGCGCACGCAGAUUGCCCGUGCGAGCAAUGAACUGCGGAGGGCGGAGGGCGGAGAGUUGCAUAAUAUCUCUUCGUUGACGGGGGGUUUGGUUGCGCAGGAGGCUUUGAAGGUGAUUACUAGGCAGUAUGGUCCGCUUGAUAAUACUUGUGUCUUUGAUGGGGCUAGGAGUAAGAGUGAGAUGUAUAGGCUGUGA